Messenger RNA from Chelonia mydas (Green sea turtle), 1008 nucleotides. Its product is annotated as chemokine-like receptor 1. Gene Ontology annotation, cellular component: plasma membrane. The record is from RefSeq and is a predicted model, not a curated record. Gene Ontology annotation, biological process: inflammatory response; phospholipase C-activating G protein-coupled receptor signaling pathway; complement receptor mediated signaling pathway. Gene Ontology annotation, molecular function: complement receptor activity; G protein-coupled receptor activity. Bases 1 to 1008 code for a protein of 335 amino acids. Lineage: Eukaryota; Metazoa; Chordata; Testudines; Cheloniidae. The transcript is spliced from 2 exons.
AUGAAGUCGGCCAUGGCCAGCUUGAGGAAUCAGAUGGCAUUGACUGUCCUCUUCGUCCAGAACCUGGUGAUGAAGACGACCAGCCCAUUGCCCAUCACCCCCACACUGGGAGCUGCCCUCAAGACACUGAUCGCCAUUGUGUUCAUCACUGGCCUGCCCAUCCUCCUCGGCAUGGUGUUGAACGGCUACAUCAACUUCCAUGCCGGCAUCCGCAUGAAGAGGAAGGCCAACUCCAUCUGGUUCCUCAACCUGGCCAUGACUAAUGUGAUCUUCCCCUGCAUCCUGUCCUUCUGGUUGGGCUGCACGUGGCCAGGCACCCACGACCUCUUCAGCAGGUGGCGAUGUGAGCUGAGCAACAUCGUCACCUCCCUCCACAUGUUCUCCAGCACCUUCCUCCUGACAGUCAUCAACACCGACCACUGCCUCUCCCUGGCCUGCCCCAGAUGGGCCAGAAAUCACCUCAUGUCCCACCUGGCUUCCUGUUCUGGGCAUCUUCCCUUGGGGUACAGCUUGAGACACCCAGAUCUCUGGCAUGCCCUGAUGCACUACUCUGGUGUGGUAAACCCAGGUUCAUUUAGUUACUUCUAUUAUGAAAGCCGGCUCUUGGUGGGGGGAAAGGUGAUGCCAAGCACUGUUAUUUAUCAAUUCCUGGUUGGGUUCCUGGUCCCAUUAGCUUUCAUCAUCACCAGCUAUAUCGUUCUAGCUGCCAAAUUGAGGGGAUUAAGCCGGCUUGCUUAUGCCAGCAAGCUCCACCUUGCCUUGGUCUUGACUUUUUUCCUUAGCUGGACCCUGUGCCAUGUCUUCUACUUCCUUCAGCUCUUUGUUCAAGCAUCACCUCUAAAGAACCAAUGGUCCUUAGCCAGAGGCAGUGUCUUUGCUUAUAGCCUGGUCUCUUUGAAGACCUGUCUGAAUCCAUUGUUUUGCCUCUGCUUGGGCCAGGAAUUCGGGGCACAACAGAGAUGCCCCAACCAAAUGGACGUCGGAUUAGAAUUGGAACCAGUGCAAUAG